GGCUUCGCUACCCACCCCGUUUGGAUUUGGACCUCGGGAGGUGGGGAGGAGGCCUACGCCUUUAAGAGGCUGGGCUGGAGAGGGGGCGGCGGGCUGGCGGCGCGUCCCGUGUGCGCUGGGGGAUCCUGCGCAUUGGAGCUGCGCCCUGCUUGACAGGCUGCGCGCAGACAGCAGCCGUCGCCGCAGCCCAGGGCUCUCGGACAGCCCGGGAUCAGCUGCAGCGCGGCGGGCGGGUGGAGGCGGCGGCUGCUUCCAGCCAUGCAGCUCCCCGUGCGCUCCCAGCUGCUGCUCCUGCUCUUGCUGCGGGCCAGCGGGCUGCGGGCCGGCGAGCGGAGCAGCAGCGCCAUGGAGGAGAUCGCCACGGAGAAGGAGGCGGAGGAGAGUCACCGGCAGGACAGCGUGAGCCUCCUGACCUUCAUCCUGCUGCUCACCCUCACCAUCCUCACCAUCUGGCUCUUCAAGCACCGCCGGGUGCGCUUCCUCCACGAGACCGGCCUGGCCAUGAUCUAUGGACUCAUUGUUGGCGUGAUCUUGAGAUACGGUUCUCCCUCCAGCAGUGGCCAUGACAAGCCAUUCAGCUGCUCACAGGAGGACAGACCAUUUACAACGCUGUUGGUCAAUGUCAGUGGAAAGUUUUUUGAGUACACCCUUAAAGGAGAAAUAAGCCCUGGAAAAAUACACAACGUGGAACAGAAUGACAUGUUGCGAAAGGUAACAUUUGACCCAGAAGUUUUCUUCAACAUUCUGUUGCCUCCUAUUAUUUUCCAUGCUGGGUACAGCUUGAAGAAGAGACACUUUUUCAGGAAUCUGGGGUCUAUCCUGGCUUAUGCCUUUUUAGGAACUGCAGUCUCUUGUUUUAUUAUCGGGAAUCUCAUGUAUGGUGUUGUAAAACUAAUGAAGUUGGUGGGACAACUCUCUGAUAAAUUUUACUAUACAGACUGUCUCCUCUUCGGAGCUGUCAUAUCUGCUACUGAUCCAGUUACCGUGCUGGCAAUAUUUAAUGAGCUGCAUGCUGAUGUCGAUCUCUAUGCCCUUCUGUUUGGAGAGAGUGUUCUAAAUGAUGCUGUUGCCAUUAUCUUGUCUUCAUCAAUAGUUGCCUACCAGCCAACAGGUGAAAACACCCAUGCAUUUGAUGCUGCAGCAUUUUUCAAAUCAGUUGGAGUUUUCCUUGGAAUAUUCAGUGGCUCUUUCAUGAUGGGAGCAGUGACAGGGGUUGUUACAGCUCUGAUAUCCUUUUUUGUUAUUUAUGUGACUAAGUUUACCAAACUGCAUUGCUUCCCCCUGCUGGAGACAGCUCUCUUCUUCCUGAUGUCCUGGAGCACUUUCUUGUUAGCUGAAGCUUGUGGGUUUACAGGUGUGGUGGCAGUUCUCUUUUGUGGAAUUACACAGGCUCAUUAUACAUACAACAAUUUGUCAGUCGAGUCAAGGAGCCGAACUAAGCAGCUCUUUGAGGUACUGCACUUCCUGGCUGAAAACUUCAUAUUUUCAUACAUGGGUUUAGCCCUUUUUACUUUCCAGAAACACAUAUUCAGCCCAAUUUUCAUCAUUGGAGCUUUUAUUGCAAUCUUUCUGGGCAGAGCUGCACACAUCUACCCUCUCUCUUUCUUCUUGAAUCUGGGAAGAAGGCACAAGAUUAGUUGGAACUUUCAGCACAUGAUGAUGUUUUCAGGUCUUAGAGGAGCCAUGGCAUUUGCUCUGGCCAUACGAGACACUGCUACUUACUCCCAUCAAAUGAUGUUCUCAACAACCCUUCUUAUUGUCUUUUUCACUGUCUGGAUUAUUGGUGGAGGCACAACACCCAUGCUGUCAUGGCUGAACAUUAGAGUUGGUGAUCAUGGUCCAUCGGUGGAAGAGAUAAAUGAAAGCCGCUGGCUGUACUUCAGGGUUGGAGUUGACCCAGAUCAGGAUCCCCCACCCAGCAAUGACAGCUUUCAAGUCUUACAAGGAGAUGGUCCAGAUUCUGAAAGAGGAAACCGGACAAAGCAGGAAAGUGCUUGGCUCUUCAGGUUAUGGUAUAGCUUUGAUCACAAUUAUUUAAAGCCCAUUCUCACCCAUAGUGGCCCUCCGCUAACUACAACCCUUCCAAGUUGCUGUGGUCUGCUGGCCCGCUGUUUGACUACUCCACAGGUUUAUGAUAAUCAGGAGCAGCUUAGAGAGGAGGAUUCAGAUUUUAUUCUGAAUGAUGGUGACCUCACUCUGACAUAUGGUGAUACGACAAUAACUGCUAAUGGCUCUUCUGGCUCCCGCACUGCUACCACUAGCCUCGAUGGCAGGAAAACAAAAAGUAGUUCAGAGGAGGCAUUGGAACACGAUCUGGGAAUGGGAGAUAAUGAAGUUACAAGCAGGGGCACCCGACUAGUAUUUCCUUUGGAAGACAAUGCAUGACUACUGCCUCAGUAAAAAUACAGCUAUAGCUGUGGAUGGAUCAAGGAAGACUGCAGGCCCCAGUGUCACCUGAGGUGGGAAUGCUUAGUGAAUUGAACUAACCUGUUUAUAAGUGGUUUUACUAAAGUCUGAAGACACCAACCUUGACUUUUUUUUUUUUUUUUUUACUCAAGAUGCUGACAGUGGGUUUUUAAAUGUCUAAACUAGAGAAAUGGGAAAAUUGGUCAGUCUCUUCUCACAAAAUUGCAUACUGAAUCUAAGUAGAAUUAGCAUGCUGCAAUUCUCUCUCAUUCAGUUGCAGCACCUUUCUGAGAAGAGGUAUGUGAAAAUGUUACCCAGCAGAACCAAGCUAAUUCAGGCUGGGUGGAGUUCUAGCUUGGUUUGGGAGUGAGGGAGGGGAAACCCAAACAAAAGUCUAAUUAUUCUGAGACUUAAAGGUAUGGGUGCAUGUCUGAUUUUCGGGCGGUCCAGUGUUAAAUUGCUCUCUAGAAAACUUGAAACUAUGUAUAAAAGGGAACAGUAUGUACUAGGAGUACAGGUGCAUGAAUGCAACACUUUUCUGGGAUUUGUUACUAUGACAAACUGCACUGAAUUACUUCAGGAAAAAGGGAAAACAGCACAACUUCCUCACUGGCAACAUAUAGUAGGUACAGUUUAGAAUAAUUCAGUAUUUAAAUAGGGAGGCAGUGAAUGUUGUUUAGUCCCUUAGCUUUGGACAACUUGAGUAUUACUGUUUGCAUAUCUUCUAGCACAUCACAAGAGAAAACUUCUUCGUGUCCAAGACUGAAAUGAAUGACUCAAGCCCUUAUCUAGGCUUAGAUUUAAAAAACCACUUGUUCUCUCAUUAGGUUGUUAAAAAUCAGAUGAAGGAAGCCAGAACCCAGUUUUUUUCAUGGAGAUAGAGCAGAUAGUGAUAUUGCUUACAGUGCAGCUAGAAAACAGUAUUGAACAUAUAUGAAACCAAAAGGUUCCAUAUUGAGAUGGGAAGUAUGCCUGGAAUCUGCUUUGAUUGCCUGUUAGCUGUGAUGGUUUAAACUGCAAAUGUUUUUAUUUCAAAAGGGAAAGAUACUAUAAAUUUAACCAUUUGUGGUUAUUACAUCUGAAGAAAGGUGUUUAUAUUCAUUCUCUCUUGCAGAGUACGUGUGAACUUUCAGCAAGGCACUGCACAAUAUGUAAACUGUGCAAGUGGCCUACACACUAUAGUCCCAUCUGAAAUGUGAAAAGGGAAAAAUGUCUUUGCUUAGUACUUGGCCCAUGUUCAUGUAAACUUGCUUUAACUUAUUGCUUAAGGCUUUUUAAUUCCCAGCUCAGUAGCUAUAAGUGACCUCUGGCGUAUUAAAGCAAAUAGUUGAAAUCUAUUACCUCCUAAACAGAAGCUCAGCUACUGAAAGCAUGCUUUAAAAUGAUGUAGUUAUACUUUCAUGGCUCAAAAUGGUUUAGAAAAUGUUAUUUUUUUAAACUGGCAUUUUGUGGCCCACUAUUAAAAUGUAAUGUAAUA
Messenger RNA from Malaclemys terrapin pileata, 3883 nucleotides. RefSeq names its product solute carrier family 9 member A7 (gene SLC9A7). Gene Ontology annotation, biological process: proton transmembrane transport; regulation of pH; sodium ion transport. Gene Ontology annotation, molecular function: sodium:proton antiporter activity. Gene Ontology annotation, cellular component: membrane; recycling endosome. The coding region runs from base 259 to 2385 and encodes 708 amino acids. NCBI's taxonomy places the organism in Eukaryota, Metazoa, Chordata, Testudines, Emydidae. The transcript has 17 exons. The record is from RefSeq and is a predicted model, not a curated record.